CCAAUGCCACCAGUGCCAAACUACAAGCUCUCCAUGUCGAUCCCAGAGUGGCUCCAGGCAAUACAGACCUACAUGAAGAUGCUGCAAUACAAUCACACAGGAACACAGUUCUUCGAGAUUAGAAAAAACAGACCUCUAAGUGGGUUAAUGGAGACAGCAAAAGAAAUGACCAGGGAGGCCUUGCCUAUCAAAUGCCUUGAAGCAGUUAUCCUGGGGAUAUACUUAACAAACGGGCAGCGCUCUGUGGAACGAUUCCCCAUCAGCUUUAAAACCCACUUCUCGGGGAACUAUUUUCAUCAUGUGGUGCUCGGGAUUUACUGCAACGGCCGGUAUGGCUCGCUGGGCAUGAGCAGACGAUCAGAUCUGAUGGACAAACCUCUAACUUACCGAACUCUGAGCGACCUCAUCUUUGAAUUUGAAGACUCCUAUAAAAAGUACUUGCAUUCAGUCAAAAAAGUAAAAAUCGGAUUAUACGUCCCACAUGAGCCGCACAGCUUUCAGCCCAUUGAGUGGAAACAUCUGGUCCUCAAUGUAUCCAAAAUGAUGCGUGCAGAAGUCAGGAAGGAGCUGGAGAAGUUUUCCAGGGAUAUGAGGAUGAAGAUUCUGAAACCCUCAAGUGCCCAUUUUCCAAUGAAGGAGAGAUCACGGGGUAAGUCGUUGUCCCCUCGCCGAAGGCAAGCCAGCCCUCAGAGACGUGCGUGCGGAAGAGAUCGCAGGCCUGCGGUGGUGGACAAGAAAGGAGACCUAGCUACGCUCAACGAGGUAGGCUACCAGCUCCGCAUCUGACAAAGCCAUACGCAGGACAGAGGGCUUCCCCGGUGCUUCCCGCUGCACUUUACCUGCACUCUGUUGGAAGGAAAAAGGAAUGGGACUCUUAUAAUAAAAGUUUUACCUAGAAAAUAGAAGGGGGAUUUUUUUUUUUUUGUGGCAGUAUUUAUUUUCUUUCAAUUCACAGAAAAGGCAUCAGAGAAGAGAACCUUAUGU
This is a messenger RNA of Pelecanus crispus (Dalmatian pelican), 984 nucleotides long. Lineage: Eukaryota; Metazoa; Chordata; Aves; Pelecaniformes; Pelecanidae. The record is from RefSeq and is a predicted model, not a curated record.